UUGAAAAAUCACAAGAGCACAUGCUAAUUAACAAAGCAGAAUCUCAACCGUCAGAUAUUUUAAGUCAAAGCCCCCCCAAAAAGAGAAAAAAGAAAGCAAAAUCCAAGAGGCAUUUAAAAGCAAAUCCAAGAGGCAUUUAAAGGAAAAUCUAAAGGGUGUUUGUUAGCUAGCAAGACGGUACACUCGAGUGUUUGCACUAUAAUACUACUGCAUUAAAUUAAAAAGAAUAAAAAGAAAAACGAUACUUCUAAUAAAAGAGAGAUAUUAGAAGAGAAGAAGAGUUUGAAUACGGAAAACAAGCAAACUUUAAGUAUAAAUAUCAAAGCACAAAUAACCCACGUUUAUUAGAGUCCUGAAUGGUUCAACUUCAACACUUUUACUUGGCCAAACCCCAUUUCUCAUUUCUCUCGCAUGAGCACACUCCUGUUUCUCAUUAUAUUCUGCUUCUUCCUAGUUUUGUGCCACAUACAAUAAGCACAGUCUUUCUUAGUUGCAGGUCACUUUUAAGCAAAACAAAAAUAUCUGCUUAGCAGAAAAAAGAAAAAAGAAAAAAGAAAAAAAGGAGGGCUUUGUUUAGAUCUUAUUGUCAGUGUAGCUAGGGCACAGUCAUGGAUAUAGAGUCACAAAAUUUUAAUAAGGAAGAACCUGAAGAAGUCGUUUCUAUUUUUAAGAAAGCUAAUCGUCCUGUUACUUUGAAGUUUGAUGAAGUUGUAUACAAGGUUGGACUGCAAAAGCCAUCUGGAUGGUCAUGUCAAAAGGGAAUGAAAGUGGUAUCAUGUCAAAAUGGAAUCAAAGGAGAUGAAAAAGUUAUCUUAAAAGGAAUUACAGGUAUGGUUUUUCCAGGUGAAAUGCUAGCAAUGUUAGGUCCAUCAGGAAGUGGCAAAACAACCCUAUUGACUGCCUUGGGAGGGAAACUUGGUGGGAAAUUAGGUGGAAAAAUAACCUACAAUGGCAAACCUUUCUCCAAUGCCAUGAAACGAAAUACAGGAUUUGUUACACAAGAUGAUGUUCUCUAUCCUCACUUGACUGUAACAGAGACAUUAGUCUUCACUGCCCUUCUUAGAUUACCUAAAGAGCUUACAAAACAAGAGAAAAUUAUGCAUGGAGAGGCUGUGCUUACUCAACUUGGUUUAACUAGGUGCAAGAAUAGCAUUAUAGGAGGACCCUUCCUGAGAGGAAUUUCAGGUGGUGAGAGGAAAAGGGUUAGUAUAGGACAAGAACUCCUUAUAAACCCUAGCUUACUUUUCUUGGAUGAGCCUACUUCUGGUCUUGAUUCAACGACAGCCCAAAGGAUUGUCUCUACAGUUUGGGAGCAAGCAAAAGGAGGAAGAACUAUAGUGAUGACCAUACACCAGCCCUCUAGUAGGUUGUUCUACAUGUUUGACAAGGUCUUGUUGCUAUCAGAAGGGAAUCCUUUGUACUUUGGGAAGGGAUCAGAAGUUAUGAAUUACUUUUCUAGCAUUGGAUUUGAACCUUCAGUUGCAAUGAAUCCAGCUGAUUAUCUUUUGGAUCUUUCAAAUGGUAUAUCAUCAUAUACUGAUUCACGCGAUCAAGCGACAGUGAAGCAAACUCUGGUUACUGCUUAUAAGGACAAUCUUGCUGGCGACUUGAAGGCAGAGGUUCAGGCAGUUGACAAUAACCUUCAGAACAGUUCAAAUGACAAGCAGUUCGCGAGGUGGGCAACAACUUGGUGGCAACAGUUCACAGUGUUGUUUAGGAGAGGACUAAAAGAAAGGAAGCAUGAGUCAUUUGCUGGUAUAAAGGUUGCACAGGUCCUGAUAGUAGCUUUCCUGUCAGGUUUAAUAUGGUGGAAGUCUGGUUCUCACUUGCAAGAUCAGAUCGGACUGCUAUUCUUUUACUCGGGAUUUUGGGGUUUCUUCCCUCUAUUUCAAGCAAUCUUCACCUUUCCUCAAGAACGAAGAAUGCUUGAAAAAGAGCGAUCUUCAGGCAUGUAUAGGUUGUCGUCAUACUUCAUGUCGAGAACAGUGAGUGACCUACCCAUGGAGCUUGUCCUUCCUGCCAUUUUUGUUAUCAUAACCUAUUGGAUGGCAGGGCUUAAGAGCACAGCAGUAAACUUUUUGAAUACCUUAUUCGUUGUCUUAUUCAAUGUCCUGGUAGCUCAAGGCCUAGGUCUUGCCCUUGGUGCAAUCGUGCUUGACCAAAGAUCUGCAACUACAGUGGGAUCAGUGCUCAUGCUGUCAUUCCAACUAGUUAGCGGGUACUACGUGCAGAAUGUUCCUAUCUUUAUUGGAUGGAUCAAGUACAUUUCCAUUAGUCAGUACACGUACAGGCUCUUGUUGGGGUCUCAGUACAAGCAGACUGAUACGUAUCCAUGUAAUACUACUGCUUCUGGGGUUUGUUUAGUUGGUGACUACCCUGCGAUAAAGAUGGUGGGACUGGGUGUCGAUGGGCAAAUUAUUGCUGCUGUUGCCCUUCUGAUUAUGCUUGUGCUCUUCCGGGUUAUUGCUUAUCUUGCUCUUACGAGGAUCGGUGUUGUGAAAAAGUAGAAUGAUCGAGUUUCCAAAAUGUAGCGAAAUGAUAUGUCGAACGCCAUAUGUAUCAAGCUUCACCAUGGAUAUGCCCUCUGUAGAGGCAAAUACAGUUCAGACCAGUUGGCCAUUGAAUUUUAAUUAGCAAUGUGACAUUAUCGUAUUUAUUUAGCAAUUAAAAGUUUCUAUGGAAUAUUAAAUUAUCUACA
This is a messenger RNA of Ricinus communis (castor bean), 2698 nucleotides long. RefSeq names its product ABC transporter G family member 9. Bases 609 to 2507 code for a protein of 632 amino acids. The record is from RefSeq and is a predicted model, not a curated record. The transcript has 4 exons. Gene Ontology annotation, cellular component: membrane. Gene Ontology annotation, molecular function: ABC-type transporter activity; ATP hydrolysis activity; ATP binding. Lineage: Eukaryota; Viridiplantae; Streptophyta; Magnoliopsida; Malpighiales; Euphorbiaceae.